Messenger RNA from Humulus lupulus (European hop), 843 nucleotides. RefSeq names its product putative disease resistance protein At1g50180. Gene Ontology annotation, molecular function: ADP binding. Bases 1 to 843 code for a protein of 280 amino acids. The record is from RefSeq and is a predicted model, not a curated record. The transcript has a single exon. NCBI's taxonomy places the organism in Eukaryota, Viridiplantae, Streptophyta, Magnoliopsida, Rosales, Cannabaceae.
AUGGCAGAGAGUGUGGUGAGUUUUCUACUGGAGAAGCUUUCGUCCCUGUUGGAAGAUCAGGUGAAACUCGUGAGCGGGGAACGAGAUGAAGUUGUUUUCGUGAAAAAUGAGUUGGAUCGUAUGAGAGCUUUCUUGCGAUCUGCUGAUGCUACGGAAGAUCACGAUGAAGAAAUCAAAGUGUGGGUUAAGCAAGUUAGAGAGGUCGCUUACGAUGCAGAAGACAUCAUCGAUGAUUUCUUGUAUAGAUUUGAGCAUACCAAGCGACAUGGAUUCUAUGGUUAUUUGUGUAAGAUGGCUCGCGGGAUCAAGAACUUGAAAGCUCGCCGUCGAAUUGCCUCCCAAUUGCAGAGUAUCAAACGCAGAGUUACUGAUAUUUCUGAGGGGCGCCAGAGAUAUGGUUACAAACUGAGUAGUGCGGAGAUCGGGUCGAGUUCGGGAACUAAACCUUGCUACUAUUCUGAGGUUAGAAGCGACGCACGGUUGCUGGAAGAAGCUCAACUAGUGGGCAUUGAACCAAAGAAGCAAGCUCUUUUGAGUUUUCUUAUGGAGGACACCUCUCAACUACGAGUGGCUGCAGUGGUCGGAAUGGGAGGGCUGGGCAAAACCGCUCUGGUGAGUAAAGUUUAUAAUGAGUCACGAGUAAAGAAUCAUUUUCAUCAAAUCCAAGCUUGGGUCACUGUUUCACAAUCGCUCAAGCUAGAUGAAGUUCUGAGACAUAUUAUCCAACAAUUUUUCAAAAACACCAAUCUGCCACUUCCUGUUGAAGUUGAGAAGUCCAUAGACACACACUUCUUAAAGACAACCAUUGUUGAUUUUCUCAACGAUAAAAGAUAUGGGAUGUGA